Messenger RNA from Xiphias gladius (swordfish), 3451 nucleotides. RefSeq lists its product as uncharacterized. The transcript is spliced from 5 exons. NCBI's taxonomy places the organism in Eukaryota, Metazoa, Chordata, Actinopteri, Istiophoriformes, Xiphiidae. The record is from RefSeq and is a predicted model, not a curated record. Bases 97 to 1251 code for a protein of 384 amino acids.
AUCAGAUCCACCUAGAACUUAUCUUCCUGUUUAGUCAUUUCAAAUUUGUUGAGAUUAAAAACCAUUGUUGACAUAAGACUUUUAAGUGGAUCGAAUAUGUUUCUUUUUCUGAGUUGCUGGAUUCUUGCAGGAGUCGUGGCGGACGACCCAGUGGUGACACAUUACCAACUGAAAAACAGCUCACUAUGUCUACACGUCAGAAAACCACCACCAUAUAAAGGUUGUACUUGGAGGUUUGCUGAAACAGCUAUUAUUACUUCUUCUGAAAUGAACCCCAAAUAUGCGGCGAAAGUGGAUUACAAUCCCACAAACCUCUCCUUGUGUAUAAAAGAGCUGACUGACAACGACGCUGGCAUCUAUACAGUCACAUACAGUGACUCCAGCUUUAAUCUUUCAUCUGAGAAACACAGAGUCAUUGUUCAAGACGGAGUUCCUAGACCUGUCAUCAAAAUUUCAAUGGCGCACUCCAACCUGUCGGCCGAAUUCUGCAAUAUCACAGUCAACUGCUCCAUCCAGGAUGACUGGGUGUUGUCUUUCUGUGAUGAGGACAGUUGCAGGACAUCUCAGAAGUCGCUCAGUCGGGUCAACAUCACCAUCUCCACUCACGGCAGAACUGUUAUCUGCAGUGGCAACAACCACGUUAGCAGAAAUAAGUUUUCUGAGACCGUGGCAACAACAUGUUUCAAUAAAUCUAAUCCUGAACACAAAGAGGCGUCACAACCCACCAUUGUAAUAGUAGUAGUAGUUGUUACACUGUGUGCAUCCCUCUGUGCAUUUAUUGCUUUUAUGGCUUUGCGGCUAUUUUCAGAGUAUAAUCGCCAUCGGGGACAUACAUCUACUAUUCAGUUAAUACAAAACCAGCCAGUUGAAGAACAGCCACAACCUGAGCCUAGAGUCUCGACCUCUUCUUUCAGUCAAGCUGAGGCCACUUAUGAAAACCUGGAUGCCACACAGCCCAGCUGGACCAUCAGUCCAAAAGACGGAUUGGGGUCCAUGCCCACCCAGAUGAUAGAUACCGUCUACAGUGUUUUACAUGUACCACAUGUGACCCCUUGUCUUGUCGAGCAUGACAGCUGUAGAGAUACGAAAGGACACGAGACGAUUGAAGAGGCAUCAACUUCACAGCCUGUCGCCGUGGAUGAAGCAGAGCGCCACAUGCAAAUUGACACGGUGUACAGUGUGUUGCAAAGGCCAAAAAAUCUGAAGUCACAGCACCACCAACAGGUCAAACAAGAUUUUCAAAAGAGGUGAACAUGACAAGUGGAAGAAGCAUGUUAUAUGGACAUUCAUGCAAAAUUUAAUUCUUUAAGGUACAUUUUUUAUAGGUUGUCUAGAUGAAAUAAUGGGGCUCAUUUAAAAUGUGUAUUAAUAUUAAAACUCUGCGAAUCUUCAAUAAUACAGUUUAUUCGUAAUUUUUUGUGCUACGUUCGUUGCAAGAGAUAUUUCAAUAUGACUUGUGUACAAAGCAGUGAACCAGAACUGAACUGGGUCAUUAGAAUCUAAAAUUCUCUGCUUAUAACCCUAUUAAAACUUGGUGCAAAUGUUUAAAUCGGGACAGUUCAAGGGCAUCGGCAUCACUGUACAAAGUAUAUUUGGGUAACAUUUGUUUUCAUGUAUAUCCACUUUAUUCAUCAUCCAAUGUCUAAGAUGCUCCAACCCAGGUCUUGAGAGUACCAAACCGUCAUCCCUUGUGAACUUGAAAGGGGGCUGUGUGGUCAGACUAGAAAAUGACAGUAGAACACCUAAUUAAACAUAUUGUGCCUUAAUACUUAACAUAUCGAGUACUACUGGGGCCAAUCCAUGGACGCAUUGUAUCAGUGAGGUAGGCUUUGAUGCAUACAUGUUCCUGACCUAGGCUUUUGAAGUAGGAGGAAUAAAGAUCUGUGCUUUCGGUUAAUAGUGCACCUGGAAAGAUUGGUCAAGUAAACUUAAACUUUUAUUUAAAUGAACAUCAUCAACCAGCAGAAUAGCAUGCUCCAAUGCAAAUCACAUCUAUGUAAUUAAUUCAAUAUACAUGUUAUCUCAAUGUGCAGUUUAAAAUGAAAUUUUUUCUAGAAAUGACCACAGGGGGGUGUCAAAGGUGGAAGACUAGUGUUAGCUACAGCUGAUUUCAUUUAGUUUCAUACUGAUAAUAAUCCUGCAAUGUUACAACACGUAAUAAUAACAAACAAGCAGUUUUUUUUCAUGCUGUCAAACAUGUCUGUUUUACAAAUGAGUCCCGAUAGUUUGCCCCUGUUUCUGUUUAAUAUCUGAUGAAAACCUACUGUCAUACUGUAUACAGUAGCAGCACAGUAUUUUUGAUGUAGAAUUCUACACGAAAGACAAUGGGUAGCAGGGCAUAUUGAAGCACACUGUAAGAUGACACACAGCAGCUGGCCUCUGUUUCACUGUAGUUGGUUUUCAAGGGGACAGGGUCCAGCUUGGAACGGAGGCAGGACUUUGGCUCUGUAGCAGAACAUGUGACUCUGUGGUUUUGUGGGCAACCUACAUUCAUGCUUUUGCAGUGUACUUGGGAGCUUUUGUCCAACAGCCGUGUGCAUGUCUGCUAUCCAAAUAUCAGAGAUUUACAAUACAUUGCAUAUUUUAAAAGCAGAGUAAACGAUUCUGGAGCAAGACUGUUGAUGUUUGAACUCAACAGCAAAGCAAAAACACCCCUUCUUCUAUUCAGUUGCAGAGCCUUUGGCAACUAUGACAGCCUCUAAAUGUUUCUUGAACCCAUCUAGAAGCUUCUUGUCUACCUGUCUCCUGGUAGUUUCUGCCACCCUUCAACUGCCAAGCGUUCAAGCUCUUAUAAGUUUGCAGGAGUCCUUUUUGCAAUGGCAGAUUUCAGCUCUCUCCAAAGGUUUUCAAUGGGAUAUAGGUCAGGACUUGUUGUUGGCCAGUUUAAACAUUCCAUCCAUUCCUUUUAAACCAUUUUGUGCUGUUGGAUGUGUGCUUUGGUUUGUUGUCCUCCUUGGCCUUCGCCCAUGGAGCCCUACUUGGUUUAGUGUGCUGCGUAUGGAAUGGGCUGAGACCACCACUCCAGAUUGCUCCAGGUCAGCCUGGAGCUCUUUAGAUGUCUUGCGUGGUGUUUCUUCCACAAUCCGCAUCAACCUUCUCAAACUUCUCUCACUGAGUUUCUUCUUUGCACCACAUCCUGGGAGCGUCUUAAAAGUUUUAUGAUGGUGAAACUUCUUGAUUAUUAUACAAACUGUUGAAACAGGGAUUUUAAGAUCUUUGGCGAUUGACUUGUAGCCUGUUUUUUGGUAAUUUCUAAUAAUCUUUUAGACAGAUUUACCAUUGUGAAAAAGAAACUGGAAACAAUCAAUCCCUUAUUAUGUAGUAAAACCAUCAUUCAUUGGUUAAUUCAGGUCAUGUAAACACUGAAAACUAAGCACAAGUGAGUCUUAUUUGUUUGUUAUUUUGUUUGAGGAACUAUUUUUAAUUCAUCAAAAAGGUGCCUAUUGUUGUG